Molecule: messenger RNA, 1543 nt
Organism: Glycine soja
Lineage: Eukaryota; Viridiplantae; Streptophyta; Magnoliopsida; Fabales; Fabaceae
Product: UDP-glycosyltransferase 83A1-like
Exons: 2
Coding region: 24-1388 (454 amino acids)
Molecular function (GO): UDP-glycosyltransferase activity
Source: RefSeq, a predicted model, not a curated record
AAUCAGAAUCUACAUAUAGAAACAUGAACAUUCCAACUGUGCUAGCUUUACCAUUCCCAGCACAAGGGCAUGUAAAUCCCAUGAUGACCUUCUCACAAAAGUUGGUUGAAAAUGGAUGCAAAGUCAUUUUUGUGAACACAGAUUUCGUCCACAAGCGAGUGGUGAGAUCCAUGGUGGAGCAACAAGAUCAUAGCCUCGAUGAUUCGUCGUCACUGUUGAAGUUGGUCUCAAUCCCUGAUGGUUUGGGACCUGAUGAUGACAGAAACGAUCAGGCCAAGCUAUGUGAAGCUAUUCCAAGUUCCAUGCCAGAAGCCCUUGAGGAGCUCAUAGAGGAUAUUAUUCAUUUGAAAGGUGAGAAUAAUAGAAUUAGCUUCAUUGUUGCAGAUUUGUGCAUGGCUUGGGCGUUGGAUGUUGGGAAUAAAUUUGGAAUCAAAGGAGCUGUUUUGUGUCCUGCAUCAUCAACUCUUUUUACGUUGAUGUACAACAUCCCCAAGCUUAUUAACGAUGGGAUCAUAGAUUCUGAUUAUGAAUUAACAUUGACAAAGGAAAAGAGAAUUCGGAUAUCACCAAGUAUGCCUGAGAUGGACACAGAAGACUUUUUUUGGUUGAAUAUGGGUCACCCAUUAACUGGUAAGAAAGUACUCAAGUAUUUGGAGCAUUGUACACGAAAUUUACAUUUGACAGAAUGGUGGCUUUGCAACACCACACAUGAACUUGAACCUGGAACAUUAUCCUUUGUUCCCAAGAUCCUCCCAAUUGGCCCAUUGUUGAGAAGCCAUACAAAAUCAAUGGGACAAUUUUGGGAAGAAGAUCUCUCUUGCAUGAGUUGGCUCGAUCAACAACCUCAUGGUUCUGUCUUGUAUGUUGCCUUUGGUAGUUUCACUCUUUUUGACCAAAACCAAUUCAAUGAACUAGCUCUUGGACUCAACCUCACCAAUAGACCUUUUCUUUGGGUUGUGCGUGAAGACAACAAGUUGGAAUACCCUAAUGAAUUCUUGGGGAGUAAAGGUAAGAUUGUUGGUUGGGCUCCUCAACAAAAGGUGCUAAACCACCCUGCCAUAGCUUGUUUUGUGACCCAUUGUGGUUGGAAUUCUAUCAUGGAAGGUUUGUCCAAUGGGAUCCCUUUCUUGUGCUGGCCAUACUUUGCAGACCAACUUCAUAACAAAACACAUCUUUGUGAUGAGUUGAAGGUUGGGCUGGGAUUUGAUAAAGAUAAAAAUGGACUCGUGUCACGCAAGGUGUUUAAAAUGAAAGUGGAGCAAUUCUUCAAUGAUGAGAACAUAAAAUCUAGGUCUAUGGGGUUGAAAGAGAAAGUCAUGAACAACAUAGCGAAAGGAGGUCCAUCUUAUGAGAACCUUGAUAGGAUUGUCAAGUGUAUAAAAGAAUAAGAAUUGACAUUUGUUGCAUAUGUUGAUUCUGGGUUUGGAUUUGUUUGUUCUACGGUAUACCGUGAUCAUUUGUAUAUAUGAUCCUCAAUAAAUCAUGCAGUCAUUUCAAAAAGGUUCAGGAACCUAAUAUUAAAUAAAAAUUUAGUUAAAGUAUA